UUGUUCCAACGGAAUCGAACCCUUAGAUCCUCUGAUUCCCCUCCCCCGCCAAAAAUAAAAACCCUAAUCAGCUCUAGAGUUCUAUUCUCGCUGCCGUUCGCCGGAGAACCCAUCCCAACACAGAAAAGGAAAGAAAAAUGCAAGCCUCUGCUUUCAUUCACCGCCAUCAAUUCUACCUUCCUCACAUUUCCUGCUCCUCCUCAUCUCUCCUCAACUCGGAUGCAUCUCGCCGGAGUUCCACCGUCCGCAUGGCUCUCAAGGAGGAUGGACCCUCGCUCGCCGUCGUCGGCGUGACCGGUGCCGUUGGACAGGAAUUCCUGCAAGUGCUAUCCGACCGCGAUUUCCCCUAUCGAAGCAUACGGAUGCUUGCCAGCCGCCGUUCCGCCGGCCGCAGCCUUACCUUUGAGGGCCGGGAGCACAAGGUCGAAGAGCUUGUGCCAGAAAGCUUUGAUGGCAUUGACAUCGCGCUAUUCAGCGCCGGCGGAUCCGUCAGUCGCGAAAUGGCGCCUGUCGCCGUCCAGCGGGGCGCGUUCGUUGUGGACAAUAGUUCUGCUUUUCGGAUGGAUCCUGGAGUUCCUCUGGUCAUUCCGGAAGUUAAUCCGGAUGCCAUGGCGCAUAUUAGUCUCAGGAAGAAAGGAAAUGAGGGGGCGAUUAUUGCUAAUCCGAAUUGCUCGACGAUUAUCUGCCUGAUGGCGGCCACACCACUUCAUCGUCAUGCAAAGGUGAUACGCAUGGUGGUGAGUACAUAUCAAGCAGCGAGUGGUGCUGGUGCUGCCGCAAUGGAAGAGCUUGAACUGCAGACUCGUGAGGUUUUGGAUGGCAAGCAGCCCACCUGUAAAAUAUUUAAACAGCAGUAUGCAUUUAAUCUAUUCUCUCAUAACGCCCCAGUUCUCUCAAAUGGGUACAAUGAGGAGGAGAUGAAGUUAGUGAAGGAAACAAGAAAAAUAUGGGAUGAUUUGGAUGUUAAGGUGACAGCUACCUGCAUAAGGGUUCCUGUCAUGCGUGCACAUGCUGAAAGUAUUAAUCUUCAGUUUGAAAAGCCACUGGAUGAGGACACUGCAAGGCAAAUUCUUAAAGAAGCUGCUGGUGUGGUGAUUAUUGAUGACCGCAGUUCUAAUCUCUUCCCAACUCCGUUGGAGGUAUCAAAUAAGGAUGAUGUAGCGGUGGGUCGAAUUCGGCAGGAUUUGUCUCAGGAGGGCAACCAUGGGUUGGACAUAUUUGUAUGUGGAGAUCAGAUACGCAAAGGGGCGGCGCUCAAUGCGGUACAGAUUGCAGAGAAGUUGCUAUGAUCAAUGUAUCAUAUCAUUCUUCACUCUUCAGGCAGGACUAUUUGAUUCUCUUCUCUGUUUUUUUAUGAGGACGUAAGCGAAUGUUGUUCUAUUC
Messenger RNA from Phalaenopsis equestris, 1383 nucleotides. RefSeq names its product aspartate-semialdehyde dehydrogenase. The transcript has 8 exons. Lineage: Eukaryota; Viridiplantae; Streptophyta; Magnoliopsida; Asparagales; Orchidaceae. The coding region runs from base 138 to 1289 and encodes 383 amino acids. Gene Ontology annotation, biological process: L-threonine biosynthetic process. Gene Ontology annotation, molecular function: aspartate-semialdehyde dehydrogenase (NADP+) activity; protein dimerization activity; NADP binding. The record is from RefSeq and is a predicted model, not a curated record.